Molecule: messenger RNA, 1690 nt
Organism: Zingiber officinale
Lineage: Eukaryota; Viridiplantae; Streptophyta; Magnoliopsida; Zingiberales; Zingiberaceae
Product: O-fucosyltransferase 23-like
Exons: 1
Coding region: 125-1474 (449 amino acids)
Biological process (GO): pollen-pistil interaction
Source: RefSeq, a predicted model, not a curated record
CAUUUGGCGUCAUUCGUCCUCAUUGUGAUUUGCUUUUUCUACAAUACUAAUAAGGAGCAGAAGUUCUGGUGAUAAAUUUAUCAUUCAUGGCGAUACAACAAGAACAGAAUGAAGAAAGCCAGUGAUGAAUUCAGCAAACAUUGAAUUGCUCAAGCGAAGCAGCUAUAGCAUGAAGCAUUUGGUUUUCAGGUGCUUCAUUUUGGUAUUUUCUAUAUUUGUACUUAGGAUCGUCAUAUCUUCAUUCCCCAGUUCCAGUUUGCUUACAUGGAGGACCUCCAAUUGGAUCGGCAUCACUGCUGCUUCUAACUUGCAAAAUUCAAUCAGGAGAGACAAAUUCCUGGAAGUUCCUCAGAUCAUUUGGGGGUUGAACAAUCAGAAAAUUGCACUAGCCAGGGCAUGCUUAACGGCGAGAUUCUUAAACAGAACCCUUCUGAUGCCUAGCUUGAGUGCAUCUCUAUUCUACAAAGAGGUUGAUUUGCUUGAACCUAUGGCAUUUGAUAAGUUAUUCAAUUUUGAAAAAUUCAAUGAUCGAUGUAAUGGAUUUGUGCGGUUGGGAAGCUAUUCUGAUCUUGUGAACAAGAGCAAACCAUAUGAGGUCCUUAAAGGUAGUGGUAGGAAGUGGACAAAGGAAAGGGAUCUAAAUCAGUUGACACAAUGCAGGAAUGAGUCAUUUGAUUACAUUGAAGUUAUUCGGAUCUCUGGGAAAAAUCCUUUCCUUUGGCACGACCAUUGGCCAGCCAAGGAUUAUGCAAAGUUAUUUGAAUGUCUUAUAGUGGUUGAUGAGAUAGAGAAGGAAGUGGCUAAGGUGAUAUCAAAGAUUAAAGACGUAGGUAGAGAGGUGAGGCACAAUUCUAAUGCUCCGCCGAAGAAUGUGAGUUUAGAUGGCUGGCAAGAUCACCAUGUCCCAUACAUGGCUGUUCAUAUGAGGAUCGAGAAAGACUGGAUGAUUCAUUGCAAGAACGUAGAGCAGAGAUUGAACAUAAACCAGAUUUGUAGUAGCAAGGAUGAAAUAAUUGAAAGAGUGUCGCACAUUACCACUAUACAGCAGCCUAUAGUGGUUUACCUUGCAGUUGCCGAUGCCCUUCUAGAGGACGAUUCAAUACUAAGCGGAUGGAAAGAUGGUUUUGUUCCUUUUGAGAAAAAAAGUCUGGCAAUUAAGGAUGUAUACGAUAAGCACCCUUACCUUAUACAGUCUGCAAUUGACUAUGAGGUUUGCUCUCGAGCAGACAUUUUUGUUGGAAACAGCUUCUCUACAUUUUCCAGCCUUGUAGCACUAUCUCGGACAAUGAAGUCGAUUGGAAUGGGGUUCACAAACUCAUGCUCGACAGAAGUUGGGUAUUCAUCGUAUGCAUACAACAUCGCAGAACAGCACGGUGGCGCUAAAAUGUGGAUGACCAAUAUGUCUGCCCCAAGUCUCUCCAGCAUAAGUUAUGGGACUAAUAGCAUAUCAUGUUACAGUUACUGGAACACAUAAGUUAAGGCAGCAUUCCUUUAUUCUAUAGGAUGCGGCUGUUGCUAAAUAGAUGCCGUGACCGCAUUCAGGAAGAUUCUUCACUUCGCAAAGUCUAACUGGUGAUUCAAAACUGACUGACUUCUCAAUUGGUACAAGAUUUCUUGUUCAGCAUCUUUUAUACACGUUGUAACAUAAUUUAACACCCAUUUUUUUUUUGAAAGAUGAAAAAAAUUGACU